CAUCAGCUGUUAGUUAACCGCCCAUAAUCAUAAAUACCAAAUUAUUACUAUUAUAAAUAAAUGUCUAAAAUAAUAAUAGAUCAACUAAAUCACGCACAAAAGGUGCGUAUUUUAUAUAAGACAAUAUUACGCUUGCACAGAGGCUUGCCAGAGGAAUUGCGCGAUUUAGGUGAUAAAUAUGCACGCGAUGAAUUUAGGCGGCAUCUCACAUGUGCACCUAUGGAGGCGCAACUAUUUAUGACGGAAUGGGCCAAAUACGCAGUAACGAUCACCUCACAACUAGGAUUGAAAGGUAAACCAACUGGGGCAAUAGGUGAUGAAUUGGACACCAGUACCGUUGAAAUGCUUAAAGACGAUCAAGUCGUUCAAUUAUAUGAGCUCAUGUUAGCUGCUAAAGGCGUUGAAGGUGACAAAAUUACAGUUGAAGAUGUGAAAGGGAAAUAAAAAAACAUUUUUUCAAAUUGCUACUCGAUAUAA
Messenger RNA from Anastrepha obliqua, 477 nucleotides. It is a transcript of the gene Sdhaf3, whose product is annotated as succinate dehydrogenase assembly factor 3, mitochondrial. Lineage: Eukaryota; Metazoa; Arthropoda; Insecta; Diptera; Tephritidae. The record is from RefSeq and is a predicted model, not a curated record. The coding region runs from base 61 to 444 and encodes 127 amino acids. The transcript is spliced from 3 exons. Gene Ontology annotation, biological process: succinate metabolic process; mitochondrial respiratory chain complex II assembly. Gene Ontology annotation, cellular component: mitochondrial intermembrane space; mitochondrion.